This is a messenger RNA of Brenthis ino (lesser marbled fritillary), 2178 nucleotides long. NCBI's taxonomy places the organism in Eukaryota, Metazoa, Arthropoda, Insecta, Lepidoptera, Nymphalidae. The record is from the annotation of a GenBank genome assembly.
AUGAUGACGUGUCGGCUGGGAUCGCGGCGGCUGGGCGGGUCGCGCGGCUCGCUGCAGGGUGGCACCGCGUGCUCUGCCGCCAGUGAGCUUGAUCUUUCGUCGCGCUCAAGACGCUCACAUAAAGCAAGGUUAAAAUUGCUGGGUGCAAGUGGCGAGGCGCCACUACUGAGCGGCUGGCGCAGCACGCCGCACACGCCCGCCACGCCCGCACCGCACCACUCCCACAAUCACCUCGCUACACCGCAUUGUAACGGCACUGACAGCGGGAGCAGGGGAGGCCUUCGCCGACGGUCGACGUACGCCAGCGGGCGGCUACGCUCUGGUCCGCACUGGUCCUUCGUGUUCGACCCGGCCGGCCGCUUGUGCUAUUACUGGUCCAUGGUAGUCUCACUCGCCUUCCUUUACAACCUUUGGGUCAUCGUCUAUAGGUUCGCUUUCCAAGAAAUCAAUGGAGAGACGCUCAUAGUUUGGUUCUGCUUGGAUUAUUUCUCGGAUUUUCUAUAUUUGGCGGACAUAUUGUUUCACUUCCGGACGGGAUAUUUAGAAGAUGGGGUUUUACAAACGGACGCUGCGAAAUUAAGGGCUCAUUAUAUGAAUUCUACAACAUUCUACAUAGACUGUCUCUGUUUAUUGCCUUUGGACUUUCUCUACCUGUCUAUAGGCUUCAACUCUAUCCUACGCUCCUUUAGACUGGUGAAGAUCUAUCGUUUCUGGGCAUUCAUGGACCGCACCGAGCGGCAUACGAACUAUCCUAAUCUGUUUAGAUCGACAAGUUUAAUUCAUUAUUUGUUAGUGAUAUUUCAUUGGAACGGGUGCUUGUACCAUAUUAUAUAUAAAAACAAUGGGUUUGGUAGUAAAAAUUGGGUGUAUCAUGACACAGAGACUGCGGAUGUAGUGAAACAGUAUCUACAAAGUUAUUAUUGGUGCACGCUGGCGCUUACAACGAUAGGUGACUUGCCUCGACCACGGAGUAAAGGGGAGUACGUGUUUGUGAUUGCCCAGCUAUUGUUCGGACUGCUGCUCUUUGCCACGGUGCUGGGGCACGUCGCGAACAUUGUCACAUCCGUCAGUACCGCCAGAAAAGAGUUUCAGGCUAAACUUGAUGGAGUGAAGACGUACAUGAGGAUGCGAAGGGUGCCAAAUCAUUUGCAAGUAAAGGUAAUCAAGUGGUUUGACUACCUGUGGCUGACACAGAAGUGCUCCGACGAGGAGAAGGCGGUAUCGUGCCUCCCUGAUAAGCUGAAGGCGGAAAUUGCUAUCAAUGUCCAUCUUGAUACUUUGAAGAGGGUGGAGAUCUUUCAAAACACGGAGGCUGGAUUCCUGUGCGAGCUUGUUCUGAGACUUCGGCCAGUCUUAUUUUCACCUGGAGAUUUUAUCUGCAGGAAAGGUGAAGUUGGCAAGGAGAUGUAUAUAGUCAACCGAGGCAAACUGCAGGUGGUCGGAGAUAACGGAAAAACAGUGUUAGCGACACUCAAGGCGGGUUCUUAUUUUGGCGAAAUUUCCAUUCUGAACAUGGGCACAGCAGGUAAACAACUUGGCAACCGGCGGACAGCGUCAGUGCGCUCCGUUGGAUACUCGGAUCUGUUCGUGCUCAGCAAGAAGGACAUGUGGGACGUCCUCAAGGAGUAUCCUGCUGCUAGAGUCCGCCUUGAAGCAAUAGCCGUCAAGAGACUUGAGAAAUAUAAAAAGGCACCUCUUGAAAAAGUGGCAAUGGGACGGUGCCAUUCUACGCCAGGAUUAGUAGAGAGAAGCGGGCGCGUGCCCAUUGAGGAGAUGCAGCUCCCGCCCAUGGCGAUACCUCCACCGAUACUCUCCUCACACCCGCCUUCCUACCGGGACCAGCUAUAUAGUUCUUCAGUAAGCCCCCUUCGUGUAGCGUCUCCUGUAGCAUCAUGCGCGUCUAGUGCCCGCAGUAGCGCGGCGGGCGGCGGCAGCGUGGCGGCGGUUUCUUCUACGUCACGAGUCACGCACGAGACGCACGAAUCACUCGAGUGCGAGAUAAAAAGACUGCGCGAACGGCUCUACACCGUCGAGACAGAAAACGCUGCCAUGUCCGCUAAACUCAACCAACAACAAUGGGAAGUUGACCAGAGGUUGCAAGAGAUUGAAAUGCAAAUCUGCGGUGGUAGCUCCCUAAGUUCGCAUGAGGACAACGAGAGAAAUCGCGAGAGCAUCAUU